AUGCAUGGAGAAGCUGGGCUUGGAAAUGCUAUCGCAUAUAAUGUAACAGCUUCCAGAUGGACUUCCGAAGACCCUUCGACUCCUAGCAGUCUUAGUGCUACGGGCACAACAAGUUCUACUGAUUUCUAUGAAGUGGUUGACACGGCAAUCAUUAUUGCCAAAGGAAAGAGAUCUUCGACUCUACAGACUUAUCAUCAUGCCGGAGCUAUGAUGUGUAUGUGGUCUGGUAUUCGAUAUAUGUCACCACCUAUUUGGGCAUGGGUUGCGUAUAAUUCCGGCAUUCAUACUAUGAUGUACACCUAUUACACUUUAACAGCUCUUUCUGUUCCAAUCCCACAGACUUUGAAAAAGAGUCUUACCACAAUGCAAAUUAUCCAAUUUUUGGUUGGAGCCUCUUACGCUGCCAUCCACUCUUUCAUCGCCUACAUCAUACCGAUUCAAGUCCCAAGUCCGAAAGGUUCGCCUGCAGCACUGAAACAUCACACUGCGUACCAAACAGUCUCAUGCAUCAAUACAAGCGGCGAAACAUUUGCCAUUUGGUUCAAUGUGCUCUACUUGACACCGCUGACCAUGUUGUUCGUACGAUUCUUCGUAAAAAGCUACUUCCGCUCUCCAAAAGACGGAAAGCGGAGCUCAUCAAAGAAGGUUGAAUAG
Messenger RNA from Mollisia scopiformis, 654 nucleotides. RefSeq lists its product as uncharacterized. The record is from RefSeq and is a predicted model, not a curated record. Bases 1 to 654 code for a protein of 217 amino acids. The transcript has 3 exons. Gene Ontology annotation, cellular component: endoplasmic reticulum membrane. NCBI's taxonomy places the organism in Eukaryota, Fungi, Ascomycota, Leotiomycetes, Helotiales, Mollisiaceae. Gene Ontology annotation, molecular function: fatty acid elongase activity. Gene Ontology annotation, biological process: sphingolipid biosynthetic process; fatty acid elongation, polyunsaturated fatty acid; fatty acid elongation, saturated fatty acid.